AUGGCAUCGCAAACCAUCUACCCUAACAGCCAUGUCGGUUUCGACAGCAUUACCUCUCAGAUCGAGCGCAAGCUCUUGAAGAGAGGUUUCCAGUUCAAUGUCAUUUGCGUUGGUCAAACUGGCUUGGGAAAGUCGACUCUGAUCAAUACCAUCUUUGCAUCCCACCUUAUCGACUCAAAAGGUAGAAUGGUACCUGAUGAGCAGAUUCGCUCCACCACCGAGAUCCACCCCGUAUCGCACGUUAUCGAGGAGAAUGGUGUCCGCCUAAAGCUCAACAUUGUUGACACACCGGGCUAUGGUGACCUGGUCAACAACGACCGCUGCUGGGACCCCAUCGUCAAGUACAUCAAGGAUCAGCACUCCGCGUACCUGCGAAAGGAGCUCACAGCACAGCGAGAGCGUUACAUUCCGGAUACCCGUAUUCACUGCUGCUUGUUCUUCAUUCAGCCCUCGGGACAUUCUCUAAAGCCAAUCGAUAUCGUAGUAUUGAAGAAGCUUUCUGAUGUUGUUAACGUUGUGCCGGUUAUCGCCAAGGCAGACACUCUGACUCUAGAAGAGAGACAAGAGUUCAAAGAGCGAAUCAAGGAGGAGUUUGCUUUCCACAACCUCAAGAUGUACCCUUACGACAACGAUGAGCUUGAUGAGGAGGAGCGCUCGAUUAACACUCAGAUCAAGAGCCUUAUUCCCUUUGCUGUUGUCGGUUCCGAGAAGUCGAUCAUUGUCAACGGCAAGCAAGUUCGUGGACGUCAAAACCGAUGGGGUGUAAUCAAUGUUGAAGAUGAGAACCACUGCGAAUUCGUCUACCUGAGGAACUUCCUACUCCGAACUCAUCUACAGGAUCUCAUCGAGACUACUUCGCAGAUUCACUACGAGACCUUCCGUGCCAAGCAAUUGUUGGCGCUCAAGGAGAGCAGCGCACAAGGCCACGGCAGCAGACCGAUCAGCCCUGCCGCAGAUCGCGAAAUGAGCAGGAGCUCUCAACGGAUGACUAUGAACGGUUACUAA
This is a messenger RNA of Daldinia childiae, 1005 nucleotides long. Its product is annotated as Septin like protein spn2. The coding region runs from base 1 to 1005 and encodes 334 amino acids. The transcript is spliced from 3 exons. Gene Ontology annotation, molecular function: GTP binding; molecular adaptor activity; GTPase activity. Lineage: Eukaryota; Fungi; Ascomycota; Sordariomycetes; Xylariales; Hypoxylaceae. Gene Ontology annotation, cellular component: cell division site; septin ring; septin complex. The record is from RefSeq and is a predicted model, not a curated record. Gene Ontology annotation, biological process: cytoskeleton-dependent cytokinesis.